CACAGCUACAAAAAUUAGGGUAUAAAAGCCCCAAUCUCUCUCCCCCUCAUUCUCGCUCUGGUCUCUCAACCUUUUCCAACAGAAAAACCCAGAGAAGACAAUAGCAGAGCCAGCAAUUCGUUACUGGUUUCUCUCACUCUCUCUUUCAAUUAUCUUGAUAAGAAGAAGAAUGGCAACGUUUGAACUGUACCGCAGGUCCACCAUCGGUAUGUGCUUGACUGAAACAUUGGACGAGAUGGUUUCGGGCGGAAUUCUCAGUCCUGAACUCGCCAUCCAAGUCCUUGUUCAGUUCGAUAAGUCGAUGACCGAUGCUCUGGAAAGCCAAGUUAAGAGCAAGGUGUCUAUUAAGGGUCAUCUGCACACAUACAGAUUCUGCGACAAUGUUUGGACCUUCAUCUUACAAGAUGCAACGUUUAAGACCGAGGAAUGCCAAGAGACCGUUGGUCGGGUUAAGAUAGUGGCAUGCGACUCCAAGCUGCUCACACAAUGAGAUCCUGAAUGUGUCCAACUGAGGAGAUUUAGUUAUAAUCUGGUGUAGCUAAGGGUAUGAUAAAGAGAAGUGGGGUUUGAUCCGAUCAACUUUGCAGUUGCAGGCAACGGAGGAAGUAGAUUUGAACACAAUUUGUAGAACCCAUGAAAACCCCGAACAACUGUUAUAAUGUACUGGAUAUUGCUUGAUCCAUAUUGCAUGAAUUUCUUCAGUAUGGAGUUUGAUAAUUGUUAUUGCCUUGGUUGUCUGCCUCCGUAGCUAGAACUUCUGCGGUAGAUUCUUCUUUUCAGUAAUGAUACAUGCACGGAAAAAUGUAUGUAUCAUACUCAAAAUGAUUAUUGCGUGGUUCACCUUCAUUUUAGGCAUGGUUCUCCAUUGUCUGAUGAUC
Messenger RNA from Camellia sinensis, 878 nucleotides. RefSeq names its product transcription initiation factor IIA subunit 2. Gene Ontology annotation, cellular component: transcription factor TFIIA complex. NCBI's taxonomy places the organism in Eukaryota, Viridiplantae, Streptophyta, Magnoliopsida, Ericales, Theaceae. Gene Ontology annotation, biological process: transcription initiation at RNA polymerase II promoter. The record is from RefSeq and is a predicted model, not a curated record.